UUUUACGCUAGGAAAUUUAGAGAGUAGAAACAGUUUUAUUGGAGAUAUUUCGUUUUCAUUCAAGAGAAGAAAGUAUUUUUAGUAGCGGAACAAAUUUUAAUAUAUACCUUCGUAAACAUGCAUUCAAACUUAAAUAGAGAGUACAUUAACACCACCAAUUUUAGCUUCAUCUAGGAAAUACGCAAUUGUAGGAAAUUUAUUAGAGGUCAGGCGUAAGUGCGUUACUUCCAUAAAGUCGUCUACUAAUUAACGUUAGUGCGUCUGCGAAUUAAAAUGAAUUACAUAAUACGAACGUCCUUAAUGUUAUAAAAGCGGUAUAAAAGCGGUUCAAGAUUAAGAGUGGCGUCAAACCGCGGUUUGCAUACGGUGAUAUGAUCAUCGCAGCGUUUAUACCAUUCUUUUUAGCCGUGCAACUUCCCAUCGAGGAUGGUGCGUGGCCGUAUGGACCCGAGUACAUCUUCACCGUUCAUAUGAAUGUGACAGGGAUACCGCAGUGUCCCCGUCAUGUUCGAGCGUGCGGCACUCCGGCCGGCUAUCGUAUCACCUCCCGGUUAUACUGCAUCCCAAGGAGAAAUGAUACCCUGAGCUGUAACCUCAGGUACAUUGACGGUUUCGAUUUUGGUAUGAUCGGCGAAGAGGACGAUGUCGUGAACCGACGGAAGAACAUCACCGACGCGCCCAUCGAGCUGCUCUUUAAUGAGGAAGGCAUCGUUAAUAUCAUCACGAGCCAACUGACACGGAUCUAUGAUCUCAACAUUCUGAAAAUGGUGGCCGAGCAGUUGCAUCCCGGCAGCAAUUUUAAUAACAUCGAAGACAACACAUUCGAAGGCGUCUCUGAAUCCACUAUAGGCAGAUGCAACGUCACAUUCGAUGUGCAUCAUCGUUCUGAAAACGUGGAAAGGAGAUUUCAUCACGGCUUCCGAUUGAAGCUACUACCGUGGAAAUUGCAUAUGACUUCCAUCGAAACUCUCGUCAUCGAUAAAAUAACGAAUCUGAAUGAUUGCAGCUGUUACGCAGACGGCUACUUUCGCAAAUAUGGUGACACAGUCGUCUUUGAACGUUUGCAAGCGGAUUUGGAAAUUAUGAUUAGUCAAAUGGAAAUUAGUGAAACGAGUUUUAGUUCGUCUACAACGAGGAAAGGUAUUUCGGUUUCAAAUCGCAAGACAUAUGAUAUAAUCGAAAUUACAAAAAUAAUCUUGGAAGAUAUUCGGCCCGCCGAGAGAGAUCCACCCACGAUCAUUAAUCCGGGCGAGAGCAAGAUACUUGCUAAUUAUGAUAUAAGAAAUAUUUAUUAAAUACUAAUAAUAAUUCGAGUGUAAAUUAAUACUCCAAUAAUAAUUGUUAAAAAUAUUAAUGUUGUAACGUAAUAAAGUUAAUUUUAAAACAAA
Molecule: messenger RNA, 1388 nt
Organism: Monomorium pharaonis (pharaoh ant)
Lineage: Eukaryota; Metazoa; Arthropoda; Insecta; Hymenoptera; Formicidae
Exons: 3
Coding region: 372-1295 (307 amino acids)
Biological process (GO): lipid transport
Molecular function (GO): lipid carrier activity
Source: RefSeq, a predicted model, not a curated record